AUGUUUUUUUUCUCCUUUCCUACGUCGUCGAAUUUUUCCAGUUUUCCGCCAUUUUUUUUUGUUUCAAAUUUUAAUUUUUUUUUGUGUGCUUUCAGGAAUUCGGAAAAAAGAAAAGAAAAAUCUCGAGAUGCGGCAAGAUGUAGGCGUAGUCGGGAAACGGAAAUAUUUACGGAUUUGGCCAACGGUUUGCCUCUCAAGCAAUCCGUAAUCGCACAAUUGGACAAAGCUUCCGUCAUGCGAUUGGUCAUAUCGUAUUUAAAAAUACAAAAUUUAGUGUCAACGAGUAAUUUGGUUUCAAUUUUUAUUUCGGUAACGAAUCAAUUGUGGAAAGUUGUUUUUCAUUUAAGGUUUGUCGAGAAUGGCAUUCAAGGUUGUUUUGAUUGCAAGAUUUACGAUCCGUUAUUUUUAAAAGCGUUGGAAGGUUUUCUAGUUAUACUGUCCGCCGAUGGAGAUUUGGUGUACCUUUCGGAAAAUGUCAACGAAUAUCUAGGAAUAUCGCAGGUUGACAUGAUGGGGAACAGCAUAUACGAGUUCAGCCAUCCCUGCGAUCACGAAGAAAUCAGAGAAGUUUUAUCAAUUAAAUCUCCAACCGAAUCGAUAAUUCCACGUUCGUUUUUCGUCAGGUUGAAAUGCACGCUCACGAGCAAGGGACGAAACGUUAAUUUAAAAUCUGCCACUUAUAAGGUUAUUCACUAUGUCGACGACGCGGCAUCGAACGCGCCACAACAUUUUUUAAUUGCAAUAGGAGAACCCAUUCCUCAUCCUUCGAAUAUUGAAAUCCCAUUGGAUAAACAAACGUUUUUGAGCAAGCAUAGUUUGGAUAUGAAAUUCACAUAUGCCGAUGAUAAAAUGGUCGAAUUUCUCGGAUACAAUCCGGAAGAUCUUAUCGGUAAAUCGAUUUUUGAUUUUUACCACGCCAUGGAUUCGGAAGCCGUCGACAGAGGAUUCAAAACACUGUUUUCGAAAGGACAAUGCGAAACCGGAAGAUAUAGAUUUCUUGCCAAAGGUGGUGGAUGCGUUUGGGUUUUGACUCAAGCGACGGUCAUUUACGACAGCAAAGGACAAAAACCCAACAGCGUCGUGUGCGUUAAUUUCGUCAUAAGGUAG
Molecule: messenger RNA, 1107 nt
Organism: Pediculus humanus corporis (human body louse)
Lineage: Eukaryota; Metazoa; Arthropoda; Insecta; Psocodea; Pediculidae
Product: Hypoxia-inducible factor 1 alpha, putative
Exons: 8
Coding region: 1-1107 (368 amino acids)
Biological process (GO): regulation of transcription by RNA polymerase II; cellular response to hypoxia
Molecular function (GO): RNA polymerase II transcription regulatory region sequence-specific DNA binding; protein dimerization activity; DNA-binding transcription factor activity, RNA polymerase II-specific
Source: RefSeq, a predicted model, not a curated record